GCUUUUCAGCCAUAUGAAUAUGCCAGAAUUAGCCCCCAGGCUAUUUUACAUUUGUAGUCCUUAUUUUUUAGUAUAUAUAAAUUUAUUUUUGACUACCCAAUGUGAUCACAUCUCAAUCCAGUAGAUGGCGGUAAUGCUCAAAGAUUGUAAGCUGCCAAUAAAAUUCACUGAAGAAGAAGAAGAAGGAGUUCAGGGAAACUGAAACUGUUGGGCUGUUGUGUGUGUCGUCUUUCUUUCUGUGAGUACAUACAGUGAAAUGGCAGAAGCCAGUAUUUCUGUGGUUCAGGAUCAGUUCAGCUGUUCAAUCUGUCUGGAUCUACUGAAGGAUCCAGUGGCCAUUCCCUGUGGACACAGUUACUGUAUGAGCUGUAUUACAGACUGCUGGGAUCAAGAUGAUCAGAAGAGAAACUACAGCUGCCCUCAGUGCAGACAGACCUUCACUACAAGACCUGAUUUAAAUAAAAAUGUGGUGAUUACCGAGAUGGUGGAGAUACUGAAGAAGACAAAACUACAAGCUGCUCGUCCUGAUCACUGUUAUGCUGAAGCUGGAGAUGUGAAGUGUGACGUCUGUACUGAGAGAAAACACAAAGCCGUCAAGUCCUGUCUGGUGUGUCUGAACUCUUACUGUCAAAAUCAUUUUAAACUUCAUGAAGAACUUCACUCAGGAAAGAGACACAAAGUGAUAGACGCCUCUGGACGACUUCAGCAGAUGAUCUGCCCUCAACAUGAGAAACUUUUAGAGAUUUACUGUAAAACUGAUCAGCUCUGUAUAUGUUAUCUGUGUAUGGUGGAUGAACACAAUGAACAUAAGACUGUAUCAGCUGCAGCAGAGAGGACUGAGAAACAAAAAGAACUGAAGGAGACGAAGACAAAAUACCAGCAGAGAAUCCAGGAGAGCCAGAAGAAGCUUCAGGAGCUGAGAGAUGCUGUGGAGACUCAUAAGAGCUCUGCACAGACAGCAGUGGACGACACUGAGAGGAUCUUUACUCAACUGAUCCAAACCAUUGAGAGAAGACGAUCUGAGGUGACACAGCUGAUCAGAGAUCAGGAAAAGACUGCAGUGAGUCAAGCUGAAGGACUCUUGAAGCGACUGGAGCAGGAGAUUGAUGAUCUGAGGAGGAGAGACGCUGAGCUGGAGCAGCUUUCACACACAGAUGAUCACAUCCAUUUCCUUCAGAGUUUUCAGUCUCUCUCUGUUCCUCCUGGAUCUUCAGACUCACUCAGCAUCACUGUCAGCUCUCUCAUCUCUUUUGAUGAUGAAGGAAAAUCUGUGUCUCAUCUGAGAGAGAAACUGAAGGAUUUCUGUAGAGAAGAGAUAGAGAAGAUAUAUAAUAAAGUUACUCCUGAACCUGAGACCAGGGAGCAGUUCCUAAAAUAUUAUCAUCACUUCACUGCAGAUCCAAACACAGCACAUAAACAUCUCUGUCUGUCUGAGGGGAACAGAGUGAUAACUUACACUGGCAGAGUCCAGCCGUAUCCUCAUCAUCCAGACAGAUUUGAUGAUCGACCUCAGGUGUUGUGUAGUGAGAGUGUGAGUGGACGCUGUUACUGGGAGGUUGAGUGGAGUGAUGAUGUGUUUAUAUCAGUGUCAUAUAAGAGCAUCAACAGGAAGGAAUGGGGUUUUGAGUGUUUGUUUGGUUUUAAUGAUCAGUCCUGGAGUUUGUUCUGCUGUGACUCCAGUUGUUCAUUCAGGCACAAUAACAUUGAGACUAAACUCCCUGUAGUGUCCAGAUCUUCUAGAAUAGGAGUUUAUGUGGAUCACAGUUCAGGAUCUCUGUCCUUCUACAGCGUCUCUGACACAAUGACCCUCAUCCACAGAGUCAACAUCACAUUCACUAAACCUCUCUAUCCUGGGUUUAAUGUUUGUGGAUCAGUGAAACUGUGUGAUAUAACAAUAUAGAUGAUACAGAGAGUAUAAAUAAUUUUGAUAUUAGAAGUCUGCACAUGAUGAAUCAACAACAAAGAAAUAAUAAGUCUUUUAAUUUUCUAAUCAGCAAUUUAGACACACAUUUAAUUUUAACAUUUAGUUUGACAUUAGUUUAAUUUAAAAUAUAUAAUGCAACAUUGAGUUUAUACUAAACAUUUCUAACAAUAUGUUUAAAAACCAUCACUGAGGUGUAUUCAUGUCUGAAUUGCACAUCACUUACAUAAAAUAUCCAACUACAAUAAAACCUUUAAGACAUUUGCAUUGUUAUUUUCAGGUAUUACUGUAUUACAGUAACGUGAACCACAAUAAUGACAGUACAGUUACUAUUUUAAAGAUGGGUGCAGAAAUCAUAAAAUACCCAAAUCCAUUCUUACCAGUAGCACAUAGAGCACACUGUCAGAUAAAAUAGUCACUAGCUGGGGCACUACACAUAAUUAAGUACACCUUUGUAGGAUUUUGUGGUGUUUAGUUUUUUUUUUUUUAAGUUGAAACAACUUGCAGUUUCUGAUUUUGUUCAUUCAACUAAAAAAGUUUUACUCUCUACUACACAAAGGUUUUCAUUCACUAAAGAAAUGUUUCAUUUUCAUCUAAAUAAAAAUCUUUAGGGUAAUGGUUCACAUCUAUAUUUUAUACUUGAGCCAAUGAAAAAUAUACAACUUGCCCUAAACAAUAUUUUCUACAUCUAUGAUAACCUGGCAAAAAGUGUGGUUGGGUUGAAGAUGUGAUGAAGUUAACUGUCUCUACACAGUGUCUUGAAUUCAGUACCUGGGGGUCACCUGAGGUUCUGUCAAUAACCACUAGACCCCAAAGGAACCAUUUUACUCUCAUCAGGCAACAAAAUGUUUUUUUUUUUUAUUAUUUGUUGAUGUGAUUCUGCUGAUGCCUUUUUUCAACAAUGGUGCUUUACUGUAUGGGGACUUCUUGCAAACAGUUUAGCUUUAAUCAGAUGUCUUCUGACUGUCACAGUACUUACAGAUCAUCUUAGAUCAUCUUUGAUCUUUCUAGAGGUGAUGAAAAGCUGAAUCUUUGCAUUCCUGACUAUUCUUCAAUCUGUUUUAAGAGAAGUUGCUUGUUUUCAUCCAUGUGCUUUGGGUUUGUGUUGCUGUUUUAAAGCAUUUGAGAUCAUUUAGGCUUAGCAUCCUAAACUUUGCUGUAUUUUACGUUUUCCCCUCUCAAAUCAACUUUUUAAUCAAAUUGCAUUGUUUCUCUGAGCAAUGAUGGAACGUAGUAAAGUGAAUUUACUUAGUAAUUCAGCAGCAGAAGAUCUAAGACUUUAAAUGUUGAAGGAGUAAAAGUUAACAGGUUAAAUAAAUGCUGGACAAAAGAACUCAAUAUCAUUCCAAACACUAAUGAAAUCAUCGGCAGCUAUUUUCACAAUGAAUCUGGAAAAAAUCACAAUUGAAGGCCUCAAAACAGGCACGUAACUAACUGUUUAAAUUUUAGUUCUGCCUUAAUGCCACAUAAUAUGUCAACUUAUUGCCUAAUAAUUUUGUAAUGUUUUUAAUGAACAUAAAAACAAGCUGGAUGUAUUUUUAUGAAAAUGAUUAAGGCAGUUGAUGGUAAGUUUUGUGUAAAUAUGAAAAAGUAGAAAUAAAAAUGUUGUGUAA
Paramisgurnus dabryanus is the source of this 3534-nucleotide messenger RNA. RefSeq names its product E3 ubiquitin-protein ligase TRIM65-like. Gene Ontology annotation, molecular function: zinc ion binding; protein binding. The record is from RefSeq and is a predicted model, not a curated record. Lineage: Eukaryota; Metazoa; Chordata; Actinopteri; Cypriniformes; Cobitidae.